This is a messenger RNA of Meira miltonrushii, 1671 nucleotides long. Its product is annotated as nucleotide sugar dehydrogenase. The transcript is spliced from 2 exons. The record is from RefSeq and is a predicted model, not a curated record. Gene Ontology annotation, molecular function: NAD binding; UDP-glucose 6-dehydrogenase activity. Gene Ontology annotation, cellular component: nucleus; cytosol. The coding region runs from base 21 to 1520 and encodes 499 amino acids. Gene Ontology annotation, biological process: glycosaminoglycan biosynthetic process. NCBI's taxonomy places the organism in Eukaryota, Fungi, Basidiomycota, Exobasidiomycetes, Exobasidiales, Brachybasidiaceae.
CCAUAUUGUAAGAAGAACAAAUGCAGAACUUGCAAGCAGAUACAGUUUACAAUCUCGAACAAGCAGCUUCUAGCUCGCCAGUACGACGGAUAUGUUGUAUUGGAGCAGGAUACGUUGGUGGUCCAACAUGCACAGUGAUCGCAAGUAAAUGUCCCGAUAUCACAGUCACCAUCGUAGACAUUAAUCCUGUUCGUAUUGCAGCAUGGAACAGUCCUCCCAAUCCAAAAACGGGCAAAUUGGAUGAUUUACCCGUAUACGAACCAGGAUUGGCAGACAUCGUUCAAACUUGCAGAGGAAGAAACCUCUUCUUCUCCACAGAAGUGGACAAAGCUAUUCAUGAAGCAGACCUGAUCUUUGUGAGCGUCAAUACACCCACAAAGACAUCCGGUAUCGGAGCAGGUUAUGCGGCAGAUAUGCAUUACGUAGAAUCAUCAACAAGAAGGAUUGCAGAAGUUUCAACUUCUUCAAAAAUCAUUGUUGAAAAGUCAACCGUUCCUUGUCGUACGGCUGCCUCUAUGCGACAAGUUUUGGAAGCAAAUGCAAAGCCUGGUUUGCAAUUUGACAUCUUGUCUAAUCCUGAAUUUUUGGCCGAAGGAACGGCAAUCACCGAUCUUGAGAAUCCAGAUAGAGUUUUGAUCGGAAGUUUACCAACCCCUGAAGGACAAUUAGCAGCACGUAAACUGCAAGAUGUAUAUGCAAGAUGGGUGGAAAGAAAGCGCAUCUAUACAACAGGAUUAUGGAGUAGUGAAUUGAGUAAGCUAGCAGCAAAUGCUAUGCUCGCUCAACGUAUCAGUAGCAUCAAUGCAAUGGCAGCCAUUUGUGAGGCAACAGGAGCAGAUGUAACAGAAGUCGCACAUGCAUGUGGAUUGGAUAAACGAAUCGGUCCAAACUUUUUACGAGCAAGUAUCGGAUUUGGCGGAAGUUGUUUCCAAAAAGAUAUUUUGAACUUGGUUUAUUUAUCUGAAAGUUUAGGAUUACCAAAAGUGGCAGCCUAUUGGAAACAAGUGAUCGAGAUGAACGAGUACAGCAAAGAACGAUUUGCAAGAAAGGUAGUCUCUACCAUGUUUAACACAAUCACUCAAAAACGUGUUGCUCUUUUAGGCUUUGCAUUCAAAAAGGAUACAGGAGAUACCCGCGAAUCUCCAGCAGCUACGAUUUGCAAGCUUUUUAGACAAGAACGUGCUCAAAUUACAGUCUACGAUCCAAAAGUUCCUCAUCAUCAAAUUUACCUGGAUAUCACCGAACCCGGAGUGAUUGACGAUACCGAAGCAGCAAAGAAGCAAGUUCAAAUCGCAAACUCUGCCGUCGAAGCAUGUGCAGGUGCAGAAGCAGUCGUCAUUGCAACUGAAUGGGACGAAUUCAAGACUCUAGAUUGGGAAGCUAUUCAUGCUUCCAUGAAGAAACCGGCAUUCUUGUUCGAUGGAAGAAAUGUGGUGGAUGCCAAGACGUUACGCAAGAUCGGCUUCCGAGUACAUACUGUUGGUCGUGGUCCCGAAAUUGUUGACCCCGUUUGGGCCUGAUCCCACCGGUUGUUUUUUCUUCUAUCUCUCGUAUUAUUUCUGCUGUACAGCUUAUGGGCUCUUUAGACGAAAGACGUUUCACAUGUUUCAUAUAUACAUUCUCAUCUGCCAAAAAAAAAUACAUCGUGAGCUUCGUUAAAUUUCCUUCAAG